UGAAGAUCCACCUCGUUUAAGACCAGAUGUAACAGAAGAACCUCCAACAACUGAUCCAACUACAACUUUUAAAAAGGAUGAUCUGAGGAUUUAUUAGAUGGAUGUUGGGUCGUGGUUUUAGUGACGCAACUGAAGGAGAAAAUUUUUUGCAGAAUGGCAUCAAAAGCAGUUCAGAUGGUAUGUUUGAUCCUCGGGGUCAUCGGCCUGACUGGGGUCAUCACCUGUUGUUCCCUCCCUCGAUGGAAAAGGAUAGCUUUCACAGCAAACUUUGUGACUGUACAGGUGAUUUAUGAAGGUCUAUGGAUGGUCUGUGUGGCACAAAGUACUGGACAGCAACAGUGCAAAGUGUACGACUACAUUCUGUCGCUACCCUUUGACCUUCAGGCUGGCCGCGCCAUGAUCGUCAUCAGCUGCAUCCUCUGUGGGCUCAGCCUCCUCAUCCUGUUCUUUGGUUCUGACUUGACCAGAUGUUUUCAGAACCAAGGCACCAAGGCCAAACUCAGCCUGGUGGCCGCAGCGGGCCUCCUGCUGGCCGGCCUGCUGGUGAUCAUCCCGGUCAGCUGGUCGGCGCAUACCAUAAUAAGAGAUUUCUACAACCCUAUGAUAAUGAAUUUCCAGACGAGAGACCUGGGAGUGUGUAUCUAUAUCGGCUGGGCAGCCGGUGUGAUAUUGAUCCUGACUGGAGUUCUGCUCUGCUGCUUCAGCAGACCCAGAUCCAGCAGCUCUAGUGGAACCGUCAAAUACCGCAGAGAUUCAGGUCUAAAUGACAACUUAAUUUAGAGGUUUUAUGGAAGGGGCUGGUGUCCAAUAGACGGAGAGACAAGGGGGUUGAUUUGGUAAAAACUGGGAAGACGACACCAGAGAUUGUAAAUACUUUAUGCUAACAAUAACUGGAUCUGAUUAUUAUUUUCAUAUUUUUUCUGUUGGUGCUCGAAGGCUUGAACAUUUUUAUUUCGAACAUUUUGUAAGGUCUUUGGGUUUGUUUUUUUCAAACUGCCUACAAAUCAUUUAUUAUGAAUUUGUUCUGUUUGUUUCUUUACACUGAUCACUAGAGAUUAAAAGCUGGUGUGCUGAUGAUCCUGACUGGAGUUCUGCUCUGCUGCUUCAGCAGACCCAGAUCCAGCAGCUCAGGAGGAACCACCAGCUGCUACAGCUACAGGGCUUCAGCUGCAAACAAUGACGUCAUUUAAUGAGAGGCUUUAUGGAAGAGACUGGUGUCCAAGAGACGGGUAGACAAUGGAGCUAAAACUGAGAAGACGACACUAGUGACUGUAGCAAAAAUAUUAUAUGCCAAGAAUAAGAUCUGAUUAUUAUUUCCAUAAUUUUAACUGUGUGUGCUUUAAAGUAUGUACUCUGUAUAUGUUAAUUUCUAACAUUUUGAUUUGGUUUUUUUUAUCUAGGCAAAACUCUUAAAUUCAGAGUAUUUUUUUGGAAAUGUCACUUAAAAUUGACUUUAAAAAAGACAUAAGCUUAACAGAAUAUUAAGAUGCAUUAAGAGUUUCUGUUAACAGAAAAAUUACAUUUCAUAGUGAUCGUUAUCUUGACAGACAUAGCAAAAAAUAAAAAAAGAAAACUUUCUGAAACAUCAACGUCUUCAAAUAAAAUAAUAACUCAAACCUUAGCGCAAGGUUCAAAACCACCAGGUUAUAUGAAACAGACUAAAUAUUUUCUGUAGGUUUUCUCAGCACACGGAUGAUUGAAAACACCAGAAACGAUUGAACUACCCAGAAACAGAGAAGAAGUUAGCUAGCUGCAGCUAGUCGCGUCUAACUCUUGAACAUUUAAAUAAAUUAGAAGAAGCGAAAGUUGAAGGUGCUUAAUGUUCUUUGUCCCAAAGCAGAUAUUCCUUUAGGAAAAAAUUUAACAAACUUCGCUUAUGGUUGCAAACAGCAUUGCAGGGAGAUAAAAAGGAAAGAGUGCGGAUGCGGGAACAUGACGGACAAAAACCAAAAUAUACUUCAGUGGAGAUGUGAAAAAACACAUGGAAGACAUGAAAAUGAACAAAGAUCCUUAUUUUGGUAUAGACUGAUGAAAAUAUAUUAAAGCAAGAUUAUUAGCUUUACAUAUAAUGUUUGAGUUCAUAAAAACAUGAGUGAAAAACACUUUUAAACAGCUUGUAAAACUAAUGUUCAGCAGAACAUUAGUCUGCUUUACUAGAGUAUUUAAGUAUUUUAAUGUACACAUGGCAGUUGAUUUCUUUCUUUGAUGCACUAAAUACAUUUAGUGUUUUUGUAUAUAUUGAUAUAUAAAUAUAUUCUUUUAUUUUGGCAACUACUUAUAUAGGAAAGUGAAACUAAACUCUUAAAGUUACACAUCUGUUUGGCCAUAUCUAAUUUAAAAAAUAUGUCAUAAGAUCAUUUUUUGGCAAUAUCGCCAACCCCUAAUAGAGCUCUUUGACAAAACAAAGUAAGAAAAUAUGAAAUGAAAAUACCAAGGGAAUAAAUUGCUCCCCUUGUUUCUUUAGAUGCAUGUUGUGAUAAUAAGGCUUUGUUUUUUUUUUGUUCUCUUUUUUCUUAUUGUGUUCUUGUAUCUCUAAUCUACAGUACCUGGGUAAGUUUGAGUGUCUGUGACUCGAUUCCUUAGCUGGACAAUCCUGAGAUUUCGAAGGCGAUUUCACAGCAGGUCCCUGAAGCAGCCGGCCAGUAUACUAGCAGGAAUCUUCUUCAGUGUGUCCUCCAAGGAUCUGGCUCGCCAUCUCAUCCAAACAUCAAUAGGGAAAGAAAAAAAGAGAAAAUUAUUCUACGCAUAAUAUGCAGAACAAAAGAAAAUAAAUUAAACUUAAAUCACCAAUGUCUCAAAUAAAAUCACCACAAGUUAAAUAUAUUAAAUCGCUGCAUAAAACUUUCAUUUAACAAAUAGAAAAAAACCUCAGUUUGAAAUUAUUUUAACUGACAACCUCUUUCUGGAAUUAUUUGAACUGUCACUCAUGAAAUCAGAACAUGUUCACAUCUAUUUUUUUUAUUUUUUCGUAUUCAUUUUUAACUAUUUUAACACAAAACAUUGAACUUAUGAACACAUGUUAACUAAAUCUAACAUAUAAAAAUGUAAAAAAUGCUCCAACAGGCUUUAAAGAUGCUUUAAACUGGUUUUAACUUUCUUUUCACCGUGCCAAACGACCCUAACAUAGUCAGUUUGCUAACCAACUGUUAGCCGUGCUAGCCGUUAGCUUCACUCGGCGAUUUCACUCACCGAAGUUUCCAGAGAAAACACAACUCCAUCCAGCUCCGUCAACGAUGUAGCACCAUACAGCAUUUGUUUUCACACACUAUUCUCUCAUUUUUAUCUUUAAUUUUGUCCACAAUUUGUCUCUCAAUUCUCACUGUUCUCUCCAUUUCUUUCA
Molecule: messenger RNA, 3340 nt
Organism: Xiphophorus maculatus (southern platyfish)
Lineage: Eukaryota; Metazoa; Chordata; Actinopteri; Cyprinodontiformes; Poeciliidae
Product: claudin-4-like
Exons: 4
Coding region: 154-780 (208 amino acids)
Biological process (GO): bicellular tight junction assembly; cell adhesion
Cellular component (GO): plasma membrane; bicellular tight junction
Molecular function (GO): structural molecule activity
Source: RefSeq, a predicted model, not a curated record